CUCUUCAUUAACAUCGAGGGUUUGAUGCCGUGUUUGCCUCCGGCAGCAGAAGCUAUCAACCGGAUUGCGUCCCCCUGGGUUUGCCUGAGACAAACAGUUGGACCGCCUCCUGGCAGAAGAGGAAAGUUACAGGAAGAGAUGAUUUUUUAUUUUAUUUAUUUUUUUUAUUUAUUUUUGGAUCGGCACCAUCAGGACGGUUUCCAGAUACCGCGCGAGGUGAAGGGGGGACGACGCGUGCAGGUGAUCUUAAAACAACAGGAAGUUGAUGGGAGUUUGGCGGCAGCGUCGGGGACGCAGCUCGCGGAGGACGUUAAGGGUUCCAGUAACGACACCCACCUGAGCACCAGGGGUUGAAGAGCACCACCAAGGUUCCCAGGGUGGUCUUUCCCGUCUUGGUCUCUGCAGACAGCGAGUACUUGCCCAGAGGAGCGUCAACCGGCGGGGUCACGGACAGGGUCACAAUACCGCGCGCCAUGUUGGGGCUCUUGUUAAUACUGUACCGCCAUAUCGCCUUGACGUCACUGGUGUACUGGAUGGACAUGAGGGACGGGUUACUCAUCUGAGACCGAGUACCACACUUCUCUGAUGGAUACGAACCUGAGGUUGUACUCCUCGCAGCCCAGCGCCUGUUUUUCUGCCUGGCGACAGCAGAGCCACGCCCCCUCCUGCCAGAACUGGGGGUGAAACUUCGUCAAGACCACAAGGUUUCAGCUUCUCAGACAUGAGGACCUGCUGCUUCUCUCUGUCAUAUCAGGAAACGGCUGAGCAAGUGUCUGAUGCCGCCCAAUUCUCGAAAUGUGCCCCGGACACAUUUCAGUUGACACUCACUGGUCCGACGAGUCUCUCCCUCAAGUUAAUACCCAGCUCAUCGGUGCCUGUCCGUGUCUCCCCAGGUCGCCGAGACUGAAGAGGAGCGGGAUUCAGGAAAUGAAGAGAGGGAGGCGGACGCACGACCCAACCUACACGGACACACCGACUUCCUCCUACACACGCCCCAUUGAUGCAACUGGGUUCAGAGAAAUCAACGCUGAGCUAAGGGACUUCUAGCAGAAGAAGAAGAGGAGCUGGAGCUGAAGAGGAGAUAGAAGAAGAGGAGGAGGAAGAAGAAGAAGAAGAGGAGACGUAAAGACAGUCGGUUAUGAUUCACUCAAAUCACUCCAUCCACUCAGUCUUCUGCUGCUGCUGUGCAGUGCAGACCAGGGAGAUCAGCACCCGCAUGGAGCUGGAGGGAAGAACCUCCCUGUGCUUCCAGAGCAGACGAUACCCAGGACACGCCUGCCGGGUCGACAGGUCGAGGAGGAAGCUCCCCCUCCCCCCUCCCGAGGACGAGGACGGUGAAGGCGCGGCGUCGCUGAGGGUCGUCGCCAUGUACGAGUUCAUCGCCAAGGAGGACACCGACCUCACACUCAAACAGGGAGAGGAGUACAUCAUCCUCCACAAGCAGGACCAGCUGUGGUGGAGAGCGCAGGACAAACACGGGAAUAAAGGCUUCAUCCCCAGUAACUAUGUGACCGAGAAAAACAGAAUCGAGGCAAACUCGUGGUACUGCAAGAACAUCACCAGGACAGAAGCUGAGCAGCUGCUGAGACAGGAGGACAAAGAGGGUGGUUUCGUGGUGCGGGAGUCCAGUCAGAAGGGAGUCUACACCGUCUCUGUUUACACCAAGACCUUAAGUGCUAGUGGAGAUAUUAGGCAUUACCAGAUCAAAAUCAGUGACACCGGACAAUACUUCCUGGCUGAAAAACACACCUUCGGGUCCAUACCUGACGUCAUACACUACCACGAACACAACGCAGCAGGUCUAGUGACAAGGUUGCGAUACGCAGUGGGGCCAAUGGGAAGGUGUGUACCUGCCACGUCAGGAUUCAGCUCAGAGAAGUGGGAGAUCAACCCCAGCGAGCUGACCUUCAUGAAGGAGCUGGGCAGCGGUCAGUUCGGCCUGGUGAGGCUCGGCAAGUGGCGGGCUCAGCACAAAGUGGCCAUCAAGGCCAUCAGGGAGGGGGCCAUGUACGAGGAGGACUUCGUCGAGGAGGCCAAGGUCAUGAUGAGACUGUGCCACCCGAAACUGGUGCAGCUGUACGGCGUUUGCCUGCAGAAGCGCCCCCUGCUGAUCGUGGCCGAGUUCAUGGAGAACGGCUGCCUGCUGAACUUCCUGCGGCAGAGGGGUGGAGAUCUGAAGGAGGCCUGGCUUCUGUCCAUGUGCCAGGACGUCUGCGAGGGGAUGGAGUACCUGGAGGCUCAUAGUUUUAUCCACAGGGACCUGGCAGCCAGGAACUGCCUGGUCAACGAGAGCAACGUGGUGAAGGUCUGCGACUUCGGAAUGACCCGGUACGUUCUGGACAACCAGUACACCAGUUCCAGCGGUGCCAAGUUCCCUGUGAAGUGGUCUCCGCCUGAAGUUCUCCACUACAGCAAAUACAGCAGCAAGUCCGACGUCUGGUCCUUCGGUGUGGUGAUGUGGGAGAUCUACUCGGAGGGUCGGACCCCGUUCGAAAACCGCUCCAACCUGGAUGUGGUUAAUGACAUCACCAGAGGGAUCCGGCUGUACCGGCCGCAGCGAGCCUCGCAGCCGCUCUACGCCGUCAUGUACCGCUGCUGGCACGAGAAGCCUCAGGGUCGGCCGCCUUUCUCUGAGCUGCUGGAGGAGAUCAGGAAACUGGCAGAAAAUCCAGAUUAACACUCGCAUACACAAACACGAAAUGUUGAGUUUCAAACUAUUCUUCGCUGUUAUCGCGAAUGUACACAGACUGUAUUUUGUUAUCGUAAAUAACUAUUUUUUCAUUAAAACAUUUUCAGAAAAUUUCUUCUGCGACACUUUUUUCCUCCUUGAAGUUUGAAUGUUUAUCUGUCUUGGUU
This is a messenger RNA of Xiphias gladius (swordfish), 2856 nucleotides long. RefSeq names its product TXK tyrosine kinase (gene txk). Gene Ontology annotation, molecular function: protein binding; non-membrane spanning protein tyrosine kinase activity; ATP binding. The transcript has 22 exons. NCBI's taxonomy places the organism in Eukaryota, Metazoa, Chordata, Actinopteri, Istiophoriformes, Xiphiidae. Gene Ontology annotation, biological process: peptidyl-tyrosine autophosphorylation; B cell receptor signaling pathway; T cell receptor signaling pathway. Bases 1139 to 2677 code for a protein of 512 amino acids. The record is from RefSeq and is a predicted model, not a curated record.